Molecule: messenger RNA, 772 nt
Organism: Dipodomys spectabilis (banner-tailed kangaroo rat)
Lineage: Eukaryota; Metazoa; Chordata; Mammalia; Rodentia; Heteromyidae
Gene: Nrtn
Product: neurturin
Exons: 3
Coding region: 89-682 (197 amino acids)
Molecular function (GO): glial cell-derived neurotrophic factor receptor binding; receptor tyrosine kinase binding; growth factor activity
Source: RefSeq, a predicted model, not a curated record
CCGGGCUCCGCGGGCCCAGGCGGCCCGGAUGGCGGGCGCGGCGGCAGGGCCAGGGGACGGGUAGCCGUGCGCCCCGAGCAGGCCGACGAUGCAGCGCUGGAAGGCGGCGGCCCUGGUCUCCAUGAUCUGCAGCUCCGUGCUGUCCGUGUGGCUGUGUCGCGAGGGUCACCUGCUCGGCCACCGGCUGGGGCCCGCUCUGGCCCCACUGCGCCGCCCGCCGCGCACUCUGGACGCCCGCAUCGCCCGCCUGGCCCAGUACCGCGCGCUGCUGCAGGGCGCCCCGGACGCCGUGGAGCUGCGCGAGCUGAGCCCCUGGGCCGGCCGAGUCCCGGGGCCGCGCCGUCGGGCGGGGCCGCGGCGGCGGCGUGCGCGCGCCCGCGCGGGCACGCGGCCGUGCGGGCUGCGCGAGCUGGUGGUGAGCGUGAGCGAGCUGGGCCUGGGCUACACCACGGACGAGACGGUGUUGUUCCGCUACUGCGCAGGCGCGUGCGAGGCGGCCGCGCGCGUCUACGACCUGGGGCUGCGGCGCCUGCGCCAGCGGCGGCGCGUGCGGCGCGAGCGCGUGCGCGCGCAGCCCUGCUGCCGCCCGACGGCCUACGAGGACGAGGUCUCCUUCAUGGACGUGCACAGCCGCUACCACACCGUGCACGAGCUGUCGGCGCGCGAGUGCGCCUGCGUGUGACCCUACCUCAGCCGGCUCGCCCCGACGGCCGCGGACUGCGCCUGCGCCCAGGCUGCCGGGCCCACCUCGGCACCUCGGGCGAGGGCUGUG